GCCAGCAACAACCAAGAUGCAGAUCCUCUCGACGAUCACCGCCGCUGCCGUAGCUAUCACCGCCAUUGCGCUCGUCCUUGCCGAGCAGGAGGUUCACCUUAAGGUGCGCGUGACCGACAAGUUCUACGUUACGCCCAUCGGCAAGCAGUGCGCCUUCAACAACUGCGUGGAUCCGUCCAUGUACCCGUGCGCCAACAGCGGCGUAUGCGUGCGCCUCAACUACACGUACGGCAAGUGCAGCGACGACGCGAAGGACAAGGCGACUGAGCAGGACCUCAACGACCCCAAGCUGCUCUGCCCCUUCCCGAACCCGUACAACAGCAAGCUCGGCUCCGUGGACAGCGACGAGAGUUACGACAGCUACGACAGCUAUGACAGCCAGUAAAUGGGAAGACAGAGUUAAUCUGCCAACUUCAGUGUAGCCACACAAACAUGUACAUCUCCAAAUCCACCGCUUUAGCCUUUA
Molecule: messenger RNA, 466 nt
Organism: Phytophthora infestans T30-4
Lineage: Eukaryota; Oomycota; Peronosporomycetes; Peronosporales; Peronosporaceae
Exons: 1
Coding region: 17-385 (122 amino acids)
Source: RefSeq, a predicted model, not a curated record